Messenger RNA from Neocloeon triangulifer, 3285 nucleotides. RefSeq lists its product as uncharacterized. Bases 193 to 2319 code for a protein of 708 amino acids. The record is from RefSeq and is a predicted model, not a curated record. The transcript has 10 exons. Gene Ontology annotation, biological process: triglyceride biosynthetic process. NCBI's taxonomy places the organism in Eukaryota, Metazoa, Arthropoda, Insecta, Ephemeroptera, Baetidae. Gene Ontology annotation, molecular function: long-chain-alcohol O-fatty-acyltransferase activity; diacylglycerol O-acyltransferase activity. Gene Ontology annotation, cellular component: plasma membrane.
GUGAAUUUGCGAUUCGGGAAAAAGAGCGAGCAGAUUUGGAAGGGAGAGGGGGAGGCGCAUGCGGCGGCGGCGGCGCUCUCUGGGUGUCGCCUGAGGCCGUGCGAGUUCCGCGGCACAGCUGCAAUCCGCUCGAGCUGGCCCGCCCGAAGAGACCAUGCUGCUGAGGCCUCCCUCCGCCCCGGCUCGUUGGCGAUGACACCGGAGGGAGCAGCGGUGCCGGCGGAGUUGCACGGGGUAGUGCAGUCUGCGCCCCUGCGGCGGCUGCGCCACCCCCAGGAGGAGAGUCCAUUGUGGGGGUUGGCGUGCGGCGCGGUUGGGGGCUCGCUGGCCCUCGCGCUCAGCCUGCCGCUGCUCGCCGCCUUCCUCCUCCUCCUCCCUGUCGCGCUCAUCCUCAGGGCUCUUGUUCUCCGCUGCUGGCCCUCCAGCCCUCACGAUGACGACGACAAAAACAUCUACAGAGAUUUUGGGGAGCCAGAGCCUCUUCGGGGCAACGAUGAGCGGUGGCUGGGCGGGCAGGACGCCAUCAGCCACACGGUUUUGGUUUUCGACGCGGGUCUGUCAUGCGGUCACCUGCAGGAACUUGUGACCGCCCGCGUGCUGACCCGCUACCCUCGCCUCUCCUGCCGCCUUGUGCCGAACCCAGGACCGAAAAACGCUUCUCACUGCUGGCGCUCCGUCGACCCCGUCUUCAUCGAACAGCAUGUCUUUGAGGCGCCCAACUGGACCGGCGGUUCUGAGGAGAAUCUACAGAGGUAUGUGGAGGGACUGUUGGAGACGCCACUGGAUGCGGAGAAGCCUCCUUGGGAAUUGCACGUUUUGAGCGCGUACGGUCGUCACGGGGACACGGCGGUGGUGCUGCGCGUGCACCAGUGCCUGGCGGACGGCAUGGCACUGGUCAGAGUGCUUUGCCACGCCCUCUCGGACACCAGGGUGCUGCACGUGCCGCAGAAGCCACACUUUGGAGGCCUCACGUUCUCGGUGAAUGCGGUCAGGGCGCUGCUUGUUGGUCCGGCCACACUGCUUGCCUGGUUCCUGCUGGCCAGGAAUGCGCCCAGACGCUCCGUUGUUGCCACCGUCGCCGCCAGGGCCGCCCAACCCUGGCCCACCAUCACCAUCAGCGCCGAUGUUGACCUCGAAAGCCAACAGGAGGAACAGACGACGCAGUUGAAAGUGAAGAGGUACUCGUUGUCCUGGUCUGCGGGCAUCGCCCUUCACAAAGUGGUGCGCAUCAAGCACGUGACCAGGGCGACGGUGAACGAGGUUCUCUUGGCCGGAGUGGCUGGGGCGAUUCGUGCCUUACUGCAAGGGUGCGGCGUCAGGCACCCGCCAGAUCUCAAGAUUGUGGUGCCCGUUGACCUGCGUUCGGACGCGCUGUGUCCUGAGGCGCAUCCCCGACUGGGCUCAAAGGUUGCGCCUGUGGUGAUGGCUCUGCCGUCAGGUGUUGAGGGCUCCAUCCCAAGAUUGUGGGCCGCCCGCAAGAUCAUGGCUGACCUUAAGACUUCAGCCGCCCCCGCCAUUAGCUACCUCGGCUCUGCUGCCCUCAUGAAAGUGCUUCCUUCCCAAUGGGCCAGAAAGUUGCUGCAAGAGGUGCAAAGCAACACUUCGCUCCAGUUCUCGUCCCUUCCUGGCCCGCCGGCCACAGUACUGGUCGGUGGCCACCCCCUCAAGGCAGUCUACACCAUCCUGCCCGCACCCUCUUGCUCAGGCCUCGCCAUAUCCGUAUUCACCUACGCAGACCAGGUCUACGUGACCGCCCUCUCUGAGAAGAGUUGCCAAAUUUUGACUAAGGAGCUGCUCCAGUACCUAAACCAUGAGAUUGAGUGCAUGUGGAACCUACUGAUGUAUCGAAGGGCACCUGGCGAGGGCCGACCGGCUAACGUGGUGUUCAAAAUGACUGACGCUACCUCUCCAGUGGAAGAGUUGCAAGCAAGACUGCACGAGGUGCAGGGUGAGGUGGCGUCGGUGAGCAGCACCCUGAGGAGCAAAUCAGAACACCCUGAAGACCAGGACUCGCCUGUGGCGGACAAGAAGGAAGAGGAACUGACUGACAAACUGGACAAGCUCAAGUCUGAAUUCACCCAGCUGCUGCAGGAAGUGAGGCGCAGGAAGUCUCUCUUGGGCGAUCCUGGCUCUGCGUCUUUUUUCGAGGACGAAGAGAUGGGUGGUGAGUUGUGGAGACCCCGGCGGCGCUCCGCAAUCUCCUUUGGCAGCAUCCCUGGCCUGCUCGGCGUGCCAAACUCGAGGCCCUUGUCCUCGGCCAGCCCCGACACUAGUCCCCCCACCAGCCCAGAACUACCGCGCUGGGAGAAAGCUCUGUGAUCUUUUCGACCCACUCUUAUUAUAUGAUAUUAUAUAAUCAACGAGACACAAUGCAUACAAUAAUUUUUAAGAGAACGAGUGAGAGGUGCUAUACCCGUUUAAAAAGUCUUGAUAUAUGUAUGAAAGAAAAACGCUGGACGACCUUUCCAUAGGUUUAGACUAUAAAUUGAUUCAAGAGUAAACAUUUUUGCGGGUAAAAUGUGAAUAUUGUUGUGGUUGGAAAGGAUCUAAUUAACUAAUAGAUUUUGUGAUAUAAAACAAAUAAAGCAAAAAGCCCUUUUGUCUGGCAUAAAAAAAUUAAUCGCAAUUCACUCAACAUUCUUAUGUGUAUUUGAAAAUUUGUAAGUUUCUAGUCAAAAGAUAGAUUGUGGGGAAACACUUCUUAAGAGAAAAUCUUAUCUAAUUUCUUGAUAAUAUUUGACCAGAAAGAUUUUUCUGCUCUAAAUUUGUAUUGAAAGUAAUCAUUGUAAAAAAAAUAGCCUUUGAAGUGAAAUUUAUAACACGAUUCCUUGUUACUAUUUUAUUUGCACAAUUAAUUUGGCAUAAUUUAAAUUUUCUCUCUUGGAAGUAGUGUUUCCUUGCUUCUCAAAGCCUUCAUUUAAAAAUUGAAUUUACUGAAAUUGAAUCAUUCCUUCUACUUUUAGCAAUAAAUGCAAUGCAUUUUUAACAAACUUUAGGAAAAAUUUAAAAAAAAGGUCUUUUAUGAUUAUUAUCUCAAAAAAGCACACACUUUGAACCAAUUUUUGUAUCCAAAUUUGCAAUAAUGUAAUCGAAGGUUUUGGAGAAAAAAAACACCUAAAAUUUUGAAUCAUUCUAGUGCACAAAUACAAUAAUUAUUCUGUAUCUCCUCACAAUAUAAAUGACUUUGCGUCUUAUUUGUGGUAUCAGUGCCUUUAGAGUUUCCUCCACCGUCAUCGAAAUAAAAUUGAAAAUUAAAUAAACCAUAAACUAAAUAAAAAACUGCAU